UCUCUAAAUUUCCCUUCUUUCAUAUAAACAUUAUUUAAAAUAUUAACCAAACAACUGCAGAUAUUGAAGCAGUGUAACUGCUAUCGGACCGCAGUUACAUUUACCACUGUAUCGACUUGUGACGCAUUGUCGGGUUUCUUUCACUUUCGUUUAUUUGACUCGCUAUAGAAUCUACUAGUGAAAGUCAGCGAAUAAAACACCAACAAAUAACUCAAGUGCAGUGACUCGUUGAUUCAACAGAAGCGAUCGUUAACUGGAUCACCAGGGGACUCCAGGUGGGACAGGGCCCGAUGCUGCAGGUAGAUGAUGGCAUCAUCCACCCCAAUGCCAGGUCGAUAAGCAAUCUGCAGCAGGUGCUGAGCUCACCUGGGUGUGGAGGUGACUGAGGACAAUCCCCUCCAUGUGCUUCAUGGGAUGAGAGGUUAAGGCGAUGGGUCUGAAGUGGUUCGGCUCCUUAGGAUGAGGUACCUUUGGAACUGGAACCAGACAGGAAGUCCUCCAGAGUACCGGUACUCUCUCCAGCUGAGGCUCAGGUUGAGUAUGUACAGGAACACCUCAAAGAGCUGGUCUGCACAUUCCCUGAGGAGCCUGGAGCUUCUUGAGUCCCUCCUAACCUGGUUCAGAGUGAUGCAGUGGGCGGUGGCUGGUCUGGAGCUGUGGGUCAUACCCACAUACUGUACCACCUGGCUGGGGAGCACAGACUUUCAGCACCCUUGGACUCAUUCCAUCUGGUCCUGCAGCCCAUGUGUGGGAGUCAGUUUCCAUGGUGUAUCCUGAGCCUCUUUGUCGAUUAAAGUGACUGCUAGUACCAGCAGAGGAACAUCAUGGCGAGAGCAAAUCCAAAUGUGAAUUCUCUGACACACAGCAGCUAUGAACUCCUGCCACCCAGAAUGUCUGAGCUGAAGGUUGUUGUGCUGGGAAACCGAUGGUCUGAGCGGAGUGAAGUGGGAAACUUUCUACUGGGAAAAAGUACAACCAUUUCAGCACGUGACCAUUGUCUGAUGUUCAGUAAAGAACUAGAAGAAAAACAAAUAACCGUCAUUCACACCCCAGACGGGCUGAUUUCCAAAAUGGACAAAUUGACAGAGUUUAUACAACAGUGUGAUAAACUCUGUGAUCCUGGACCUCACGUGUUCUUACUGGUUCUACAUCCUGAUGACUUUACUGUGGAUUACAAACAGAAGCUCUGUAGAGUCCUUGGAAACUUCAGUGAUCAAUCAUUUGAUCAUUCUCUGGUUCUGAUGACAACUCCUAAAAUGAUGACACCUGAUUGGAUGAUAAAAAAUCUAGCAUUAAAUGAAAUGAUCAAAAAAUGUAGAUACAGACACUUAAGCUGGAGGAACAUUGACCGUUUACAGCUGCUAAAACGCUUGGGUCAGAUUGUAAAAAAGAACAAUGGACAGCAUGUUCAACUAUCUGUGGACAUAGAGGAACCAACAACAGCAUUAAGUGAUGUCCAGAGCUCCAGGAAUGUUGCUGGUCUGUCUGCAGGUGAACAAAUCCCUCAGCAUCUCUCCAAACCAGUAUCUGCAUUCAGGAUUGUGCUGAUUGGAAAGAGUGAAAAGACAAUAUUAACCACAUUGAUAAGGAGCCAAACAACUUCACCCAAAGCUCUAGUAACCUAUGGAGAAUGGAAAGGACAACGACUAACAGUAGUGAAAACUGGAGACCUGAUCAGUCAGUCUGUGGAAGCAGUGAGACGAGAGAUGAAGGUCUGUGUGAGGUUUUGUUCUCCUGGACCAAAUGUUCUGCUGCUGUUUGUGAACCCUUCUGAUUUCACAGAGGAGAAAAGAAAAAGACUGGAAUUUAUCCUGAGUUUGUUUGGUGGAGACGCUUUUAAAUAUUCAAUGGUUGUUUUCACCCAUGAGGGCGAGAAUGAGACAAUGAAAAAACUGAUUAAAGACUGUAAACAAAGGCAGCACAGUAUCAGUCAUUACAAAAAGGACUGGAUAGAAACUGAUGAAGAGUUAAUGCAGAAAAUGGAAAAUAUGGUGAGAGACAACAGAGGAGGAUGUUUAACACUGAAUAGAAAAUAUGAUUUUACGCGACUGUCCAGCUGGUCAAAACCUCUAAACCUGGUUGUGUUUGGGAGGAAAGGAGCAGGGAAAACAUCAGCAGCGGAGGCCAUUGUAGGUCAGACAGGGCUUCAUGCAGUCUCCAGCUCAUCACAGUGUGUCAAACACCAAGGAGAGGUGUGUGGACGUUGGGUUUCUCUGGUGGAGCUGCCGGCCUUGUCUGCAGAACCAGAGGAGACAGUGAUGGAAGAAUCAUUCAGGUGCGUCUCCCUCUGUGACCCUGAGGGGGUCCAUGCCUUCAUCCUGGUCCUACCUGUGGCUCCACUCACUGAUGAAGACAAGGCAGAGUUACAGACCGUCCAGAACACGUUUGGCUCUCGAAUCAAUGACUUCACCAUGAUUCUGUUCACUGUGGAGUCAGAUCCUGGAAAUCCAGGUGUUGCUGAGUUAGUAAAUGGAAACAGGGAAAUCCAGGAUCUCUGUCAGUUGUGUGGAGGAAGAUCUGUUGUUCUCAACAUCAGGGACAAGCAGCAGAUCCCUGAUCUGAUAAAAGCUUUGGAAAAAAUGAGAGAUGACAGAUCGAGCUUCUUCACUAAGGACCUAUUCACCAGAGCUCUGAUGGAGAAGAUCACAAAAGUUAACAAACACAGCAGUGAGACUAAAGGUGAUGAAAACCAGAGCAGAGAGCCUCUCAGGAUGGUUCUGAUUGGACGAACUGGCAGCGGGAAGAGUGCAACUGGAAACAUGAUUCUAGGAAAAAAAGUGUUUCAAUCAAAAGCCAGUCCAAGAUCUGUGACGAAGGUUUGUCAGAAAGCCUCAGGAGAGAUUGAUGGACGACCUGUUGUUGUGGUUGACACUCCUGGUUUGUUUGAUACAAGUCUUUCUAAUGAUGAGAUUCAAGAGGAGCUGGUGAAAUGCAUCAGCUUGUUGUCUCCUGGACCUCAUGUGAUCUUACUGGUUCUGCAGAUCGGUCGCUUCACAAAAGAAGAAAAACAGUCUGUGGAGCUGAUCAAGAAAUAUUUUGGAAAGAAUGCACAACAUUUUAUUAUCAUUCUCUUCACCAGAGGAGAUGAUCUCAAAGACCAGACAAUUGAGAGUUAUAUAGAAGAAUUUGAUGAUUUAGUCAAAAAACUGAUAAAUGACUGUGGAGGAAGGUACCAGGUCUUCAAUAAUGAGAACAAGACAAAUAACGCUCAGGUCAGAGAGUUACUGACAAUGGCCAACAAAAUGGUGAAAGAAAGUGGAGGAAGCUGCUACAGCAGCGAAAUGUUCCAAGAAGCUGAGGCAGCGAUAAAGAAGGAAGUGGAAAAGAUCCUGAAGGAGAAGGAAGAGGAGAUGAAGAGGAAGGAGGAAGAACUUAAAACAAAACAUGAGGCAGAAAUGGAAGCAAGGAGAAGAAGAAUGGAGGAAGAAAGAGAGAAAGUUGAACAAGUCAGAAAAGAGAAAGAAAAACAACUUGAGGGAAUGAAAAAUCAAAUUAAUAGACUGAACAAGGAGAGAAAGAAAGAACAGGAGAUGAGAGAUGAAGAGGAGAAAGAAAAAGUAAGAGAGGAUGCAAAACAACGACGGGAAUUAGAGCAAAAACUUCAAGAUAUAGACAAAAAGGAAAAUACUGAGGGAGAAUUGAAACAGAACAGAGAGGAGAUGAGGAAGCAACAACAGGCCUGGGAAAAAGAAAGAAAAGAGUGGUGGGAGAAGAGACACAGAGAAAAUGAACAGAGGCGUGAAGAAGAGAAAGAAAAACUGAAAAAGCUGGAAAAAGAAUAUGAACAAGAACGAGAAGACUAUGAAAAGAGAAAAGAACAAGAUCAGCUGAAACAAGAACAAGACGACAAAGAAAGACAAGAGUUACAGGAAAAAUACACGAAGCAAGUGGAGGACAUGAAGAAGAAAUAUGAAGAAGAAGCCAGAAAACUGGCUGAAGAAUUCAAUGACUUCAGACAGGAAUACACCAAAGACUUUGAAGCACUGGAAAAAAUGUGCAUGGAGGUAAUAAAAAAGUAUGAGAUAGAGAUCGAGAUUUUUCCUAAUGAAAAAUACAGCAGUAAAUGCAACAUCUUCUGAUCGACCCUCUCAAAUAAGAGAUUUGUGAAUAUCAACACAAUCUAAUGAGCUUCUAAUUAUAAGGCAGGAGUGACUGCAGCUGCAUUGCAUUUACGCAAUAAUAUGAGCUUUUAAUUUGUUGUCAGUUGUAAUAACCAGCCACUUAGUAUUUUACAGUUACACUAUACUACACUAUACUGUAGCUACAACACAUAAGUGUCGUUCAUGUGCAUCAAACACAGACGAAGAUAUGAUACAAUAAACUGUUAGCAUGUAUUUAAUAUUAUAGCUCAACCUGGACAAGUAUGCGAUGCAUUUAUGGGUCUACUGCUGUUUCAGAAAUAAACAUUUUAAAAGCAAA
This is a messenger RNA of Betta splendens (Siamese fighting fish), 4419 nucleotides long. RefSeq lists its product as uncharacterized. NCBI's taxonomy places the organism in Eukaryota, Metazoa, Chordata, Actinopteri, Anabantiformes, Osphronemidae. Gene Ontology annotation, molecular function: GTP binding. The record is from RefSeq and is a predicted model, not a curated record. The transcript is spliced from 7 exons. Bases 825 to 4079 code for a protein of 1084 amino acids.